AGUUGGUUUCGGGUAAACAACUUCAAAUAUCCCACUAAUUACUACAUAAUUAGUGGAUACGUCCAAACACCAAGGUGGGAUGGACAAACGCCGUAUCCUCCGUUCAUGAGUGAUUGGGUUAAGAUACGUGUGCCACAGCAACACAAGGUCAUGUUAAGUUUUUCUCACUUGGAUCUUGCCGGCUCAGUAUCUAACUGUCAACGCGAUGUCGUACAGGUGUACAAAGAGACCCUCAGCCCAUCACACAGGCUCUUGGAGGUGUGUUCAAACUACACGAUACCUCCUCGUAUUAUUGAAGCCACGAUGUUGUAUGUUUACCUUGACAGCUGGGAUACAAAUGCACAUUCUGGUUUCAAACUCCUUUUCUCCUUCCACAACACGUCCGCUUUACCUGACCGACUGGCAGACAACAGGUGGAACUGCUCCGUGCCUCACUGGUCCGACUUCCGACAACACUUCCCGUGUAACCUGGAGUCCGACUGCGUGGGCGGCGAGGACGAGGCUGACUGUCCGUACACCAGUGACGUGUGUGGUCAAGGCUUCGCGAGGAUGGGACAAGGAUGUGUCCUCUUUGUGAGGACACCCACACCGGUGCCCUGGCCUGAGGCAGACAUGAUGUGUGAGUCUCGAGAUAUGGCGUUGAUAUCUGCCAGCACACCUGAGAAAUGGGACGCCCUCUACAAUUUACUUGCGUAUCGUCCAAAUGAAAACGUCCUCGUUGGCCUAAAGAGAAACUACCAAUCGGUAAACUACCUCUACAGACAUGGACUCAUGUGGCGAAAUGGAGUAUUUGCUCACUUUCUUCCUGGACUUUUCACAAUUGAAGCACCUAAUGGCUGCUAUUCUGCUGUACACUCGAAGACUAUUAAAAUAAAUAACAGACCUUCUUCAGGGAAAGACCGGACCUACUUUCUUUGUGAACUCUCCUUACAAAAACCACAAACUCUCCCACAAAUCAGCGAACCUCGAGCUACGUUGCAGUGGUCACCGGCCUUUGUGCGGUGUCCGUUACACCACGUGACGCACUCAUUUUUCGCUUAUGACGUCAGUAGCAGCUGUUGGACUGACAUGCGUGACUCGCGUCGGUCCCAAGGUACGCCUCUCAUGUCUGUGACACCUGACUUCUCGUGCACCCGAGGGUACCAGCGAGUUGCCUACACCCUUGUCUGUAAUCAUCGUUUCGACUGCAACGACGGCAGUGACGAGACUUUCUGUGAGUUUCUUCCUUGUCCACCAUCGUCUCCCUUCAAGUGUCUCAACCAACAGUGUGUUUCCGAGGAGGUUGUGUGCGAUGAUGUUAUUCAAUGUGUUGACGGCACGGAUGAACUAGGCUGCCUGACCUUACAGCGCGGGAUAACAAAACGUCCAACCGCACGACCCCCAGCGAUCAUGGAUCUCAGCCCUACAGGAGAGAUCACGAUGAUCGCCUUGAACCACUCGUUGCCAUUUGUGUGUCCUGAGAGUCACUUCCAAUGCCCAGAGAUCGUCUUUUACUGUCUCCCAGUAUACUUGCGGUGUAACGGCGUGUACGACUGUCCUGGGAAAGAGGACGAGUUGGCGUGCGACACCUACACCUGUCCCGGCUUCUACCGCUGUCGCGCCUCGCACGUCUGUGUGCACGCUGACCACAUGUGUGACGGCUGGCCGCAGUGUCCGCAGGGAGACGACGAGCUGGUGUGUAACCUGACUUGUCCUGACACAUGUGUGUGUCACGGCCUGUCUUUCACCUGCACAGACUACUUCCCUGUGAGUCAACAUCUCGACCUCCGCUUUCUGGACGCCCGCUCAUCUGGCCUGACAUUGAGGGACGUGAGCAACAGCACGAUGCUGGUUCACCUCAGUCUAGCCAAUUGUAACAUCACUUCUCUACAGGCCGUCAACCUCAUCAACCUGAGAAGUCUAGAUCUCAGCGACAACCUCAUCCAGGCAAUUAACAGCCAAUUUUUACGGAAUUUCCGUAAGCUUCAGAGCUUAUCUCUCUCCGGAAACCCCUUAGUGUCUUUGUACCCAGUAGGCGAGGACGUCCCAUUCAUCUUUACAUACAUAACGAGCGUUGACUUUUCUCGUAUAAAGAUUCAGGUGUUAGACAACGUCUUUCCACAAAGGUUCCCUAACCUAACAACAUUAAACAUCUCCUACUGUGACAUUCAGAGCGUUGUUGAAGACGCCUUCUAUCUUCCCAAGCUUCACACGCUGGACUUGAGGGGAUCCCCUGUGUCUUAUUAUCCUCAACAAGCAUUUAGGAAUUUGCCCAAACUGGAGUACCUGUAUGCAGACAACUACAAAAUCUGCUGUCCGGAGACUCUGCCCGUCCUGCAGCAUGUGCAGGUGUGCGAGGCGCCGGCCGACGAAAUCUCCUCCUGCGAGUCGCUCGUGGGCUCAGACGUGUACCGCGUGUUCCUGGCGAUCUUCGCUACCCUGGCUCUCGCUGGAAACUCGGGUAGCUUCGUGUAUCGCGUAUUUGUGAGUAAGAACACCAGGUCUCUGGGUUUCGACGUCUUCGUGACAAACCUCUGUGUUGCCGACUUUCUAAUGGGUGUUUAUCUGGCGAUGAUAGGUGUGGUUGACCGUUUGUUCUUGGGCUCCUACCUGUGGAUCGAGGAGCUGUGGAGGAAAAGCUCCCUGUGCAAACUGACAGGCUUCUUGUCGCUGUUGUCUUGUGAGGUCUCGCCUCUACUCAUCUGCAUGAUCACACUUGACCGACUUAUGGUCAUCAAGUUUCCUCUCAGUAACUUUCGUUUUUCAAGGAAAUCCGCUUCGCUUGCCUCGGGUGUGGUGUGGACCGCGGGAUUGUUUAUUUCCAUCAUUCCUUUGCUGCCUAUGAUGUCACAUUGGGAAUUCUAUACUCAGAACGGGUUCUGUGUACCGCUUCCCAUCACACGUAAGGUUUUUGGCGGCAAAAGUUACGCGUUUAAUCUUACAAUUAUUUUUAAUUCUGUCCUCUUCGUUGUUAUUGCUAUUGGCCAGAUGCUUAUCUUUUGUUCCGUUCGCGUUAACAGGUUGUCCACCUCUAAUUGUACCAAGAAAUCAAAUGACAUGACAAUUGCUCGCAGAUUGAUCACCAUAGCAGUUGCGGACUUCAUCUGUUGGUUCCCCAUCAGCUUGUUAGGAUUCAUGGCUUCCAGCGGUAUUCCUAUUGCCGUGGAAGCAUAUGUGCCUAUAGUCGUCUGGGUUCUGCCGCUCAACUCUGUGCUUAACCCCUUUCUGUAUACUUUUAACAUCAUGCUUGAGAAAAGACAAAAAAGUCGACAAACAGAGUUGAAGAGGUAUUUAAUUUCACAAAUGAAUAUUUGUGACAACAAAUGAAUAUUUGUGACAACAAAUGAAUAUUUGUGACAGUUGUUAUUGAAUUUUCACUGUGAAGUAAAAUUGUUAAUAUGAGGUUUCUGAUAAGAAAGUCAGUUCCGACUAACCAUGAUGGUUUGCUAGAGCCUGUGACAGAGAGAAGUAUAGAGCUGUCGGUACACGAUGUACUGUGAAAGGGAGACGCCAUGCUUUUACUUGCAUUUGGAAAAGCUUUCGAGACUUUAUACUGCAUAUUAAGUAAUUUCUGUCGGUAAUAUAUUGACAUCUAAUUCUCUCCCACCUACUAUUUUUGUUUGUCGUUUGAGUUAGAUCAUUUAUAAGUUACUGUCAUUUAUAUUAUAUAUAAUGAAAGAAACUAAACUGAAUGAGACUUACAUGAAAUGUAGAUUUUUCAUAUUUCUUUUCUUUAAAAUUUACGGGUUUUAGCUGGGUUACUUUGUUUUUCGUUUGUUUGUUUGUUUGAUUGCUUUGUUUUGUUUGUUGUCGAGGUUUUUUUGUUUGGUUGGGUUUUUUUGGGGGUUAUUUUUUUUUUUUUUUUUUGAGACCAAGAUUUGUUUCAUUCAAGUACAAAAAUAAAAGAGAAUUUUUCAAUGAUGAAUUACAGUGGAGGCCAUUUUUAAACUAGGUUCAAAGCUUUGCAGCAAUCUAACAAAGGUUUUUGUUAUAUUAUAAUUUUUCUUUGCAAUGGAUACUUUGGUUGAUUGCAGACUGUAUGAAAUAUUGCGUGAUGAAAAUUUUUAAAAUCCCCUCCCACCAAAAGAAUACACAGCAGUGGAAGUUAUUGGUAUCUUACGCCAAACCUUUAGCUCAGCGGUUCUCAAACUGUGGGGCGCGCCCCCCCCCCCCUUUCCCUUGGCUGGGGAGGGGGCGCGACGUGCCUACAAGGGGGGGGGGGAGCGA
Messenger RNA from Pomacea canaliculata, 4206 nucleotides. Its product is annotated as G-protein coupled receptor GRL101-like. The record is from RefSeq and is a predicted model, not a curated record. The coding region runs from base 106 to 3306 and encodes 1066 amino acids. Lineage: Eukaryota; Metazoa; Mollusca; Gastropoda; Architaenioglossa; Ampullariidae. Gene Ontology annotation, biological process: G protein-coupled receptor signaling pathway. The transcript is spliced from 4 exons. Gene Ontology annotation, molecular function: protein binding; G protein-coupled receptor activity. Gene Ontology annotation, cellular component: membrane.